This is a messenger RNA of Electrophorus electricus (electric eel), 3361 nucleotides long. It is a transcript of the gene l3mbtl1b, whose product is annotated as L3MBTL histone methyl-lysine binding protein 1b. Gene Ontology annotation, cellular component: nucleus. Gene Ontology annotation, molecular function: histone binding; zinc ion binding; chromatin binding. Gene Ontology annotation, biological process: negative regulation of DNA-templated transcription. Lineage: Eukaryota; Metazoa; Chordata; Actinopteri; Gymnotiformes; Gymnotidae. The record is from RefSeq and is a predicted model, not a curated record.
GGCGAACCAUCCAGCUCAAAAUAAGAGUUAAAACAGAAACGAGGAAAAAUGACAGACACACCUCCCAGUGAUGGCCCUGCCCCUACUGUGGAGUUUGACAUGAUGUCGGCGCUUGAUUGGAAGGACGGCAUCGCUACAUUGCCUGGCAGUGACCUUAGGUUCCGGAUGACAGAAUUUGGCACUCUGGAGAUCGUAACGGACCUGGAGCCUAAAGACAAAGAGGAAGAGCCAAUGUGUGUGGAGGCUGAAACCACACCCCCCAACAGUACCUCCUCCCCUGAGCCCACCAACCCUUCUGAGCAGGGACUGCAGGCCCAGACGGCCAGUGAGCUGCAUGCCCACACUGUGGCUGAUUCCUCUGGGCACCAGCCACAGGUGGGCAACAGGGGCCGCGUGGUGGGCAGCCCUGGUCCCGUGGAAGGCCCCAGCGUGGAGGUGGCCAGCUGCAGCUCCUGCGGACACUCUGGUUCCCAGGAGACCUUCCUGCAGGGCAAGUUCUGCAGCCCUGUGUGCGUGCAGCCCAGCAGCGGCAGGUCCACUCCAGGUGACACAGGUGAAGGUGAACGUUUAGGUAAACGAGUUCGGAAGAAGAAGAAGAUGUUCAUGGAGUCUGAUGGUGAGGAAGAGGAGAACAUGGAGGAAGAGGAGGAGAGGUUUAAAGCUUCAAAAGGCCGAAAAGCAGCCAAACUCGCCAGAUUGGUAACAAUGCCACCUGUGAAGAAGAAAGCUUGGAGCUGGCCGGUCUAUUUAGAGGAGGAGAAGGCUGUCAGUGUGCCCUUGAAACUCUUUAAAGAGCACCAGUCCUUUCCUCAGAGCAGGAAUGGGUUUAAAGUUGGAAUGAAGCUGGAAGGCCUGGACCCGUGUCAUCCUUCUCUUUUCUGUGUCCUUACAGUGGCAGAGGUGCAGGGCUACAGGGUGAGGCUGCAUUUUGAUGGCUACCCUGAGUGUUACGACUUCUGGGUAAAUGCAGACGCAUGGGAUGUAAAGCCUCCAGGGUGGUGUGAGAAGAUGGGCCUCAAGCUGCUUCUGCCCAAAGGUUGUAGAGAUGGAGAAUUUAACUGGAACACGUAUGUUAAGAACUGUAGAGGUCAGCUGGCACCUAAACAUCUUUUUAAAAGUCUUAAUACAUCAGUCACCCCCUCAGGAUUCCGCGCUGGGAUGAAACUGGAGGCCGUGGACCGCAAAAAUCCAUCACUCAUCUGCGUAGCAACAGUUGCUGCAGUUGUGGACAACCGCCUCCUCAUCCACUUCGAUAACUGGGAUGAUACGUACGAUUAUUGGUGUGAUGCCAGCAGUCCAUAUAUUCAUCCGGUUGGGUACUGUCAGGAGACGGAGUUAACACUUACCACGCCUGCUGAGUACAAACACCCAAAAAGUUUCUCCUGGGAGAAAUAUCUGGAAGAGACUGGAAGCCAGGCCGCACCUGCUAGAGCCUUCAAACAGAGACCCCCCCAUGGCUUCCAGGUGGGGAUGAAACUGGAGGCAGUGGAUAAGAGAAACGCAGUGCUGAUCCGCGUCGCCAGCAUCGCAGACACGGAUGACCACAGGGUCAAGGUCCAUUUUGAUGGCUGGAGUGAUGAAUAUGAUUACUGGCUGGAUGCUGAUAGCAGUGACCUGCAUCCUAUGGGAUGGUGCCAAAAAACUGGCCACCCUCUACAGCACCCCAACGACUCCAGUGAUUCCCCAGCCGUCCCGAGUCAAGGCUGUCCUACCCCUGGAUGCAACGGUGUCGGACACAUCAAAGGCCCCCGUUAUGGAACACACUACACGGCGCUGAGCUGUCCGUACUCCGAGCUGAAUCUGAAUAAGGACGGCCUGUUGCCAGACAGGCUGAGCGGUGAGAGGCCGAUCACUCUGAGUGGUCCUCCACGACACCGCCGCACGGAGUCUCUCACCCAGACCGCUGCGCCCACGCCCCCAGCCAACAGCCUGGAACCAGCCGCCGAUGCCGCAGAGCCCUCCCCUGCAGCCAGAGUAACAGCUACCAAAUGCCUGAAGACCCAGCAGGUGAAAAGAGAGGGAAAUGGAAAAGACUGUCUGCAGCAGUUCCUGCACGAGUCUGUGUUCUGUGGCUGGGAGCCGCCCCGGAUCCAGCACUGCUGGGAGAGACAUGGCAAGCUGCUGCCCGAAGCCCUUGGCCUUAACGCCAAGACUGUGGCCAAGUGGAGCACAGAGGAGGUCGCAUGUUUUGUGCGCAGGCUGCCGGGCUGCAGGGAUCAUGCGACUGUUUUCAGGAAUGAGCAAAUUGACGGCGAGGCCUUCCUGCUCCUCACCCAGUCCGACAUUGUGAAGAUCCUGAGCAUUAAGCUGGGCCCUGCUCUUAAAAUCUACAACUGCAUUCUGAUGUUGAAGAGUGCCGACGAGGAGUAGCCCCGCCCCCUGUCAACAGUGGUGGUAACGAAUAGCCCUGCCCCCUCUGAAGAGUGCGGAUGAUGAGCACUGCCCCUUUUUGAAGAGUGUGAUGAAUAGCCACCUCCCCUUUGACAUGGAUGAAGUGUAGCCCUGCCCUCUGCGAAGAGUGCAGAUGAGGAGCAGCUCUGCCCCCUGAUGACCAAUGACAACCUAGUUUGACUUUUCUUGCAUCUUUUCCCAGCUAUAUGCAAUCCUUAGAGUAGUGCUGGUGGGAUGUGACAAUUAAUUCAAGAAGUUGAAGGGUCUAGCUGGUGAAAGGUGGGGUUCUUGUGCCCACCCUGGUUUACAGUGAUCAGACUCCUCCGUUCAAGCUUCCCAUUCACCCCUACGUACGCUUAAGUGUUCCGAGCUACACUUUUGGCCCUUUAAUUCUCAUUUUAUUUAUUUCCUAUUUUACCCAGUAAUUCGGUUCAGAUUAACAGUUUAGACUGUAGAACGCAUGGAACCCGGUUCCUAAAGAGCUGUAACAUCUGCUGAUUGUCAGUACUAUUUAUGAUUUUAUGGUUAUUAAACGUGUGAUUAACUGGAGUUGAAAGCGUGAACAAAUUCCACAGUGGUGGAAUUUUUUACUUGAAAUGUACAAAGUGAUUUUUAAAAUGAUGCAAAAACGGAGUCCUUUGUAUAUGAACAUGUCACACCCAGAAUGGACAAAUGUAAGACCACUAGGGUGAGAUGAAAGUGUGCGUGUGUGCGUGUGAGUGUGUGUGUGUGUGUUUUGCAUCAGGGAAUCUUUUAGUUUGGGCAAAUCUUACAAUGAAUGUCUUGUGUGUAUUGGUAUGAAAAUUGCGCUUUGUGGAAACUAUAAAAUUUGUAAAAUGAUGUACAGUGAAUUCCUUCAUGUGCUAAGAAUGUUCUACUGACGGUGUAUGUGUGUGUACAGAACAAAACUUGGAGAGAUGUAAGCUGCAGUUCUGAAGAAUCUGAGUUAAUAGAAUAAACUCUUGUUACA